This is a messenger RNA of Hippocampus comes (tiger tail seahorse), 3038 nucleotides long. It is a transcript of the gene pcdh2a1, whose product is annotated as protocadherin b. Bases 154 to 2565 code for a protein of 803 amino acids. Gene Ontology annotation, biological process: homophilic cell-cell adhesion. Gene Ontology annotation, molecular function: calcium ion binding. Gene Ontology annotation, cellular component: plasma membrane. The record is from RefSeq and is a predicted model, not a curated record. NCBI's taxonomy places the organism in Eukaryota, Metazoa, Chordata, Actinopteri, Syngnathiformes, Syngnathidae. The transcript has a single exon.
UGGAGACAUGUCUUUCUUUCGUAUCACCGAUGUUUGAAUUUGAAACUCUUGGGCUGCUCUGAGACAUGCCUUGAGUAUUUAUUUAUUUUUUUUUUGCAAUAUAUAUUUUUAAGGAAAUCAACCACGAUUUGCUUCUUCCCAAAAACUCCAGUCAUGUAUCAUGUUGGACAAAGGAUGGAUUUUUGGGCGGCGGUCUUUGUGUUGUUUGCAGCAUGGCCGGCUGCUUUGUCCGUGACACGUUACUCCAUCCCCGAGGAGAUGGAGAGGGGCUCUGUGGUGGCCAACCUUGCUGCUGAUCUAGGACUGGAGCCUGGAGGCUUGGCACAGAGAGAGGUAAAACUUGAUAUUUUUCACAACAAAAAAUAUCUGGAUGUCAAUAAGAAGACGGGGGAACUGCUCAUCGUGGAGACAAUGGACAGAGAAUAUCUUUGCCCCUCCAAACCAGUCUCUUGUCUUCUUAAGCUCGAUGUAAUAAUAGAAAGCCCAUUGCGAAUAUUUAAUAUUGAGCUUGGAAUAACCGAUAUCAAUGACAACGCGCCACAUUUUAGACGAGACAGAGUAGAACUGGAUGUGUCUGAGUCUGCAACACCGGGGGAGAGAUUCUCCCUCCCCAAUGCGGUGGAUCCAGAUGUGGGGAUUAAUACGGUGAAAACAUACAAGCUCAGCACCAGUCAACAUUUUACUAUUGAAAUUCAGACGGGUACUGAUGGAACACAAUAUGUAGAUUUAGUUUUGACCAGAUCUUUGGACCGGGAGGAGAAUGCUGUCCAUAAUUUAAUAUUAACAGCGGUAGACGGUGGUAAUCCAGUGCGCUCCGGCACUGCUAACAUUAUUGUGAAAGUGCAGGAUACCAACGACAACCCACCUCGUUUUGACAAACAGAUUUAUACAGUAAACAUGACAGAGAAUUCCCCAAUCGGAACUACAGUGAUAAAGCUGAACGCUAUUGAUCUCGACGAGGGGCCAAAUUCAGAGCUUGUGUACUCAUUCACACUUUACACAUCAGAGAAAACCCAAGACGUGUUUGCGAUGAACCCCAGUACGGGGGAAAUAACUGUAAAGGGGACCAUUGACUAUGAAGACAUGAAAUUUUAUGAGAUGCACAUUGAGGCGAGGGACAAAGGCACGUACCCACUCCUUGGCCAGUGUAAAGUGGUCGUCCAUGUCACGGAUAUGAAUGACAAUUACCCAGAAAUCACCCUGCAGGCCGUUAAAAACACGGUAAACGAGGACGUGCCUGUUGGAACUGUCAUUGCCCUGGUGGCCAUGAGUGACAGAGACACGGGUGAGAAUGGCAAAGUUAAUUUAUUCAUUAAUGACUCAAUCCCAUUUGUUUUAAACAAGUCAUCAGACAGACCAAUGCAUUACAAACUGCUUGUGUCCAAACCUUUGGAUCGUGAAUCAGUGCCUGAUUAUGAAAUCACACUAAUCGCGAGAGAUUCAGGAAGACCACCAUUAUCUGAUAAUGAAACAAUUACCGUGCAUCUGCUGGAUGUAAAUGAUAAUGCGCCACACUUCCCUCAGUCCUUUUAUACCAUACGUGUGAUGGAGAAUAACGCCCCGGGCGCCUUGCUCAGCUCCCUCAGUGCGUUUGACCCCGACCUCCAUGAGAACCAGUACCUCGUGUACUUCAUCCUGGAGAAGGAGAUAGCCAACACCUCCAUGUCCAUGCUCUUCUCCAUCAAUCCAGAGAACGGCAACCUUUACGCACUCAAGACUUUUGACUAUGAGAUGGAGAAGGACUUCCUCUUCCACAUCGAGGCCAGAGACUCUGGCUCUUCUCCGCUCAGCAGCAACGUGACUGUCCACAUCAUCAUCGUGGAUCAGAAUGACAACGCCCCGGUUAUCGUCUCUCCUUGGCGAGCGCACGGCUCCGUGGUGGAGGAGAAGAUCCCCAGAUCCACAGAUAAAGGCUCCCUGGUGGCCAAAGUGAUAGCCUUGGACGUGGAUUCCGUGCACAACUCUCGCGUCACCUACCAGUUCCUGCAGGUGACCGACGCCUCCUUGUUCAGUCUGGACCAGUACAACGGAGAGAUCCGAACCAUGAGGAUGUUCAGCUUCAAAGAUUCUCGUCACCAGAGACUGAUUGUUGUUGCCAAGGACAACGGGGAUCCCGCUCUCUCCGCUACAGUCACCAUCAAGCUGUCCACGGUGGAAACGUCCGUGAAGGCCUACUCGGACAUGACCGAGGUGCCUCUGGAAUACGACAUCUUCUCGGACCUCAACCUGUAUUUGGUCAUCGGUCUGGGCUCGGUGUCCUUCCUGCUGCUCAUCACCAUCCUGGUCACCAUCGUGCUCAAGUGUCAGAAGGUCAAGCCUAGCAAAGCGGCUCCUCCCUGCAGGAACAGCGUGAUCAGCGAGAGGAACUCCACCAUCGCAGAUUCCACUCUGGUGUCCAACGAUGCCUACUGGUACAGUCUGUUCCUAGCAGAGACCAGGAAAGGAAAGCUGGUGGUUAGGCAGCCCAUGCCGAAGGGCUCCAGAUACAUUGUGUCCAGUAUUCCCAGGAGCACAGGCAUGUCUGAGACCAGCGACUCUGCUCCUUCCACUCUGCAGGUAGGUUAAUUUUCAUCUUCUCAAGUAUUGUUUAAACUUAUCAACAAUCUUAAUGGGUAGACAAACACGUUUUUUUUUCAAUCCAGAAACAGAAUUUCUACUUCAUGCGAAUGAAGAAAUAUGACACAAACACUCAAACCAGCAGCAACAACAACAUUAGUACUCUUUCUAUUCCUUCUUCUACUCCUGGUGGCUAUGACUACGAGUAGUGGUAGAUGCUCAAUGCGUAGCGUAAGUUUUUCCUGACUUCCGUACAGGCACGGGGUCAUUUCUCACUCAGUGAUGGUGUGAAUGUGAGUGCAAAUGGUUGUCUGUCUCGAUAUCCUGUAUGUGGACUGGUCACUAAUCCACAGUGUAAUCUGCCUUUCACCGUAUGUAAUAGGCUCCAGCUCCCCUCUAACCCUGACAAGUGGUACAGAAAAAGAGUGAAUAUUAUUAUUAAUAAUAAUAAUGAUUGCAAUAUAAUACGACUACUACUACUA